GCAUAUAAAAAGGGAGCAGCUUUGACUCAGUAACUAAACAGCCAGCGGCUUGGAACAUUAAGCUAGAAGUUGCACACAAAGGAAAAAGAGAUGGAUUCUUCUGCUAGCCAACAACUCAAAAGUUCCCUUAAAGACUUGUCUGAGGCCUUAAAAGAGGCGACAAAGGAGGUCCAUGUUCAGGCAGAAAACACAGAGUUCAUGAGGAACUUCCAGAAAGGACAAGUUUCCCUAGAGGAGUUCAAGCUGGUCAUGUCCUCGUUGUACUUCAUCUAUGAAGCUCUGGAGGAAGAGAUUAAUAGAAAUAAGGACAAUCCAGUCUUUUCUCCUGUUUAUUUCCCCAUGGAACUCCAUCGUAAAAAUGCCCUAGAAGAAGACCUUGAGUAUUUCUAUGGUCCGCAAUGGAGGAAGAAAAUUAUUUGUCCUCGUUCAACAAAAAAUUAUGUUGACAGACUUCACCAGGUUGGGCAAAAUGAGCCAGAGCUGCUAGUGUCUCAUGCCUAUACCCGUUAUUUAGGAGACCUCUCGGGCGGACAGGUUCUUAAAAAAAUUGCCCAAAAGGCCCUGCAGCUUCCAGCCAGUGGUGAAGGUUUAGCAUUUUUUACUUUUGACAAUGUCACUAAUGCAACUAAAUUUAAACAGCUUUACCGUUCCCGUAUGAACUCCAUUGAAAUGAAUACACAUAACAUGAAUAGGAUAUUAGAGGAAGCUAAGACAGCAUUCCUGCUUAAUAUCAAGGUGUUUGAAGAACUGCAGACCCUGUCACUAGCAGCAUCUCAGAACAGGACCGAGGCAACAGAAUUAAGAAGCAGAGGACACAAGACAGAAAAUGGUAGCCCUGCAAAGACAGAAAACAGAGAGACCAACGGUUCCUCAGAGGAGCAGCCCACAACAUUCCUUCGCUGGCUUCUUAUUGCUGGCUGUGCACUCAUCACUCUCAUGGGACUAUACAUUUUCUAAGGCAAUUAGCGCUUUUUACUGAAGGUCCAUGACUUCAACUACAUUUCCAAUAUGAACACUCCAGUUUCAAGAUCACAAACAUGAUUUGACUGACAAUAUUCAGACAGACAGUUGUUCAUAUGCCUUAGUGCCUAUAAUACUUUUAUAUCUGACUUAUUAUAUAGGUGGUCUGAAUAGCAGCUAUCUUUGGAUUUCUACAAUACAAUUAAAGAGGUGGUUCUCCUUAAAUUCAACUAAGUAUAUUAUAAAAUGGGCAAUUUUUCGCAACACUUCAAUUGGUCUUCAUAGUCAAAAAACUAUUUCUCGUGACUACAAUUUAAUUGUUAUUAUUACUUGGCUUUCUAUUCAGGCCCUCUCCUAUGUAUAUUCCAGUUUCUCAUUUAAACCACUGCCCAAUUGUAAGGGUAAUUUGGACCCUAGCAACAAGAUAGCUGCUAAAACUGGAGAGGUGCUGAACAAAGAGAAACAAGGUAGUAAAAAAUGAAGACCGAUUGCAAAUUGUCUCAGAACAGUACAAAAUACGAAAAGUUAAUUUAAAGGCAAUUGUCACAGAACAGUACAAAAUACGAUAAGUUAAUUUAAAGGUGAACAACUCCUUUAGCUCAGGUGAUAUUAUUCUAUAGAUAACUUAUCAUAUUCUCUGGUUUAUGCAGUGUACUUCUAAGCAAACAACAAGGGCAUUAUUGGAGGUAGUACACAAGGUGCUUCAAAUACUUAGGAAUGGUUUGCCUUUCUUGAUUCUGUUAUAUGAAAUGCAAAGAGAAUAAUGUAUAUGUGGGAGGUGCCCUGGACAGGUCUAUAUACCCUUAUAUAAUAUAUCGUUCAAUUCCCUAUGGGACCAAACUGUAAAUGAUAUCCUUAUAAACGGUGCUAAUGUCAUCAGUUAUAAUCUGAGCAUAGUGAUGUAAUUUCUGUCACAUGACUCACUAAAAUUUGUAUAUUAUAAUAAAUAAAGUACUCCCUGUUGUAAAAUAUAAGUAUCCAUGACUGGUAUAAAAGCACUUAAAAAGCCUUCGCCUUGUGCUUUUAUAUGGUCAUGGAACUCCUCAGUGGCUUAGAAUAUCCCUAUAUUUUACAAUAGGAGACAUUUUAUUCACCAUAUAAUUCCACCAUUAUCUAAUUAUACACAUUCUAAACCAAUGUGUUUACAAAGAUGUACAGUUUCCUUAUACAACUAAGCAUACAUUGGGUGCACAAAAGUAUUCCAGCAACUGUGUUCAUGUGCAGGUUUUUAAAGAUUUUUCUCAUAUGCUUUCUCUCUUUACUGAUUCAAUUAUUGGUCAUUUUUUUAACAAAACACACACCUAAAGAGUUAAAGGAAACAGGAAUUUAUUUUAAAGUACUGCUUUAUAUACAUGUAAAUGCACAACUUGUUCAAACAACCUGGCACUGUGAAUUAAGACAGACUAUACAUAUUACUGUACAAAGUGUACACCCAAGGUUCCAUGUAAUUAUACCAAGAUGUAACACUGACGUGGCCUGCAUUAUUAUUCUACAUAAGCUUCAGCUUUAAACAAAGUUUGGUUUUUAUACAUAUUUUUUAAUAUUCUAACCAAAAAUGAAAAGCUUUUCAUUUUUUUUUUUUUUUUUUACUUUCUUUGCCAAAAGAUUUGAAAUUUUCAAAAUAUUGUGCAUUGUUAAACAAAAAUUUGCCGAAAGGCUCUGGUGUCUCUUAACUGACAUUUUUGGUACUAAACAAAGUCCUACGGUUUUUUUCUGUGCUCAUCAGUACCUGUCAUUAUUGCCUCUAUGCUGGAGCAGUGACUUACCAUUUUGCGCAUUUAUGUUACAUUUCACAUUAUCCUAUAACAAAUACCAUUUAUCCCUUCCCACAUUCUCAACAAAAACAUUGUCUUUUAUUAAUCAUAUUAAACUUGCUUAUUUGUGUUACGGAUUAUGUGUUUUGAAGUUGUAUUCAAAGUAUUGUGUUAAACAAAAAAAUCAAAAUGUAAAUUUAUAUUUUUAUACUAACUGCACAAUAAAAUUGUAAUAAAAAAAUAAAACAACAUGCA
This is a messenger RNA of Xenopus tropicalis (tropical clawed frog), 2969 nucleotides long. It is a transcript of the gene hmox1, whose product is annotated as heme oxygenase 1. Gene Ontology annotation, molecular function: heme oxygenase (decyclizing) activity. Gene Ontology annotation, biological process: heme oxidation. The record is from RefSeq and is a predicted model, not a curated record. Bases 91 to 957 code for a protein of 288 amino acids. The transcript is spliced from 5 exons. Gene Ontology annotation, cellular component: endoplasmic reticulum. NCBI's taxonomy places the organism in Eukaryota, Metazoa, Chordata, Amphibia, Anura, Pipidae.